AUCCAUUGACAACAAACAAAACUUGGCUUGCAACAGGUGAGCACCCAGCUGACUUGUCAUGAAAGGCUCCAACGCACAUCUUCAAAAAUGGGUGUUUUCUCCCGCGACGAACGGCAGUCGAGGCUCCCCGUGUACGAAAAGGUUGCCAAAGAGCGCGACUCAAACGACUCUUACGACGAUUCCGACUACGAGGACUAUUCAGUAGAGUCCUCACCAAGUACAAAUGCGUCCAGGCAUACGACCGGUCUACUAUCGUCUGCAGCGACCCCCAUGAUCAAGAGGCCACUUUCUCUUACCAGGAGAACGGGAAGGUCCAUAGGCUAUCGGCUACCCAACAAAGUGGUUCGAUAUCUAUGCAUAGCCCUGGUAUCGACAAUACUGCUGUUCAUCUUCACGUUGGUUCGCGCAAGCCAGAACGAAAAUAGGAGGAUACGAGAGGGUGGCGUAUACAAAGCCCCAUCGGCCCCUCCAGUGUGGGAGUCGUAUCCCUUCCUCACCAGGUACUACGGCGGCAUCAGAAACCUCGUGUCCAUCCAAAACAAUGUCGCAGAAUACCCCCGCGCCGAGGAUGAGCUUCCUCUUGAUAAGCUCUCUUUCAUCAACUUCACAGAGGAUUCUAGUCUCCACAAGCGCGCCAUCCCCGAAAGCAAGGAGUUCUUGAAGCACCCAAAGAGCAUUUUCCAGACCACACCUGAGAAGAUCAGCGAAUGUUUUUUGGACGCCGACAACAAGGUGCGGGUACCCCCGAUCCGUUACUACGAGGGGCGUCCUAGUGGGUUUCCGGAGGCAGUUGUUGGUUCGUACGAUAUAUUUGGAAUCAACGAGGAUAUUUGCUACGAACGUUAUGGAAGAUAUGGCCCUUAUGGGCUUGGCUACUCACAAAGGACUGGCGGUCUUGGUGUUGGCGAACACGGCGAAAAGGAGGGCUCCGAGCAAACAUGGUCAACAGUUCAUCAAGUCGACUGGAGAAACAUGGAUUGGGCUGAUGCACAGCGUCGCUGUUACCGAUCAAAUGCCAACCGGUACGAAGCCCUGCCUGACCGGACACCCACGCCUCGUGGCUUCUUCGUAGACGACAAGACCACCAAUGCUACGCUUGUGGCGCGGGACAUGCUCUCUGAGGCCAUUGCAGCAGAAGAUGUGACCACUACCAAGGCCGGCAGCAAGGAAGUUACAACUAAAUCACCGCGAACCGCUGUCGUUAUCCGCUGCUGGGACGAGUACUUCUUCCAAGAGGAGGAUCUCAUGAACCUGCGUUCGCUCAUCACUGAGUUGUCUCUUGCUUCUGGCGGUCGAUACGAUAUUCACCUUCUCGUACAGGUGAGGAACGACGCUGCACAUCCCAUCUGGGCAGACCAUGCCAUUUACGAGCAGCGGAUCCGUGACGUGAUUCCCCGGGAAUUUCAAGGGCUUGUCACAUUUUGGACGGAAACCCAAAUGCUUGCUCUUUACCAGGGUAUUUACGAUUUGUUCGCUCGCGGUCCUGAUUUGCCCGUUCAUGGUGUAUAUCGUGGCCUAGCCAUGGCAAUGCAAUGCUUCGCCUAUCAGCAUCCCGAGUACGAUUAUUUCUGGCAGUGGGAAAUGGACAUUCGUUACACGGGUCACUACUACGACUUUUUCACCAAGAUUGAAAACUGGGCCAAAGAGCAGCCCAGAAAAGGUCUAUGGGAACGCAAUGCACGGUUUUACCUGCCUUCAGUUCAUGGAACCUGGGACGACUUUAGGCAGAUGGCUCGUGUUCAAGCCGAGAUGGGCACUGCUGGCGCCGACAACAUCUGGAAAGGCAUAAACCAAAAGGACAAGCCCAAAGCACAAUCCGCACCUCGUGGCGACAAGAUCAUUUGGGGUCCUGAGCGACCGGUCGAGGAAAAUGAUUGGUUCGAAACAGAGAACGACCCCAAGCCAGAUACAACCUAUGAGAAGGACAAGUAUGCAUGGGGCGUUGGAGAAGAGGCCGAGUAUAUUGCCUUCAACCCCAUGUUUGAUCCGGAAGGCACAACCUGGGGACUGGCCGAUGAUAUCACGGGCUACAAUACGACCCACGAGAAACCGCCACGACGAGCACAAAUCAUCACAGCCUCUCGCAUGUCCCGCCGCCUACUUCUGACCAUGCAUCGCAUGACAGCAUUUAAGAAGCAAUUUGCAUUCCCGGAAAUGUGGCCUGCGACUGUGGCCCUCCAGCACGGCUACAAGGCAGUCUUCGCCCCGCACCCACUCUAUGUUGACAGGGAAUGGCCGACAGCGGUGGUCGCGCAGACUUUGAACAACGGCAAGAAUGGCGCCUCAGGCGGUUCCCGUACCUCCGUCUUUGGCGACCGUGAGCACAAUCUCCGCGGAUUCACAUGGUUUUACGACUCUGGCUUCGCUCCCAACCUGUACCGUCGCUGGCUGGGACUCAAGGUCAACAACGACGGUGGUGAGGAGUUUGAGCUCACCGAGGACAAGACCAAGAACGCUUCGACCGUCAGCCUUCUUCGUGGUGGUGAAGGCCGUAUGUGCCUGCCACCCAUGUUGCUGCAUCCCAUUAAGAAUGUGGAUCUGCCGGUUGAAGAAGAGCACGAGGCGGCCGAGGUCCCAGAGAGUGAUCCUGCUGCAUAAGGAUAGAGGUCUUGUGAGAAUACGAAUCUGAUGGUAACUGUCACAUAGCAUGAUCUUGAGGAUUUGUGCACAUAAAGGUCGGAUGAUCUGAUGAGGCGUACGGUCCAUAUUUACUGUUGUUUUUUUCAGGACUGUUUACAUAUAUCUGGCGUAUAAAGAGAUGUGUUUGUAGGGCACAUGGUUUGAAUAUUUCAACCUUCA
Truncatella angustata is the source of this 2799-nucleotide messenger RNA. RefSeq lists its product as uncharacterized. The record is from RefSeq and is a predicted model, not a curated record. The transcript has a single exon. Lineage: Eukaryota; Fungi; Ascomycota; Sordariomycetes; Amphisphaeriales; Sporocadaceae. The coding region runs from base 88 to 2598 and encodes 836 amino acids.